This is a messenger RNA of Westerdykella ornata, 2472 nucleotides long. RefSeq names its product 14-3-3 protein. The coding region runs from base 468 to 2006 and encodes 512 amino acids. Lineage: Eukaryota; Fungi; Ascomycota; Dothideomycetes; Pleosporales; Sporormiaceae. The record is from RefSeq and is a predicted model, not a curated record. The transcript has a single exon.
UUGUCGAAAAGCUUCGGUCGAAUAAAGGUUCACUGUUCGGGGGUUGUCACGGGAAACCGCUAUUCACUGCGCCCGUGCGCGUGGUAAGCCUGUUCAAUCCGCCGUAAUUGGCUGUCGAGGCUCCGUCACAUAUCCCCAAGUGCGGUCCACAAAGGCAUUGUUGACCAGCCGGGUUAGGGUUGUGCUGCGUCCGGCUGGAGUGAGCUUCCAGCGCGCAGAGACCGAUUGGAUCCUGUAUUGGUGGUGAGUAGUCUCCUUUUAUCUCUCUCCGUUGCUGAGAUGUUUGAUGUCAACUUCCAUUCUGUUUGACCUUCGUGCACACAACGCUUCCAAACAGACCAAGAGGCGAAGAGGUGAGGGAGUGAUGCUACGGAUCGUAUGGGAUACAGUUCAUCCGCACCUUCCUUCGCGUCCUCUCUACUUCCUUCCACUUUGACACGGCUGACAAAGACAACUAGCACUAGACGAUGGCAUCGUUGGACUUCGAUCAGAAAUUUCUGGGCCGAAUCGCCAAACAAACCGAACAAACCAACCCCUUGCUGUCCAACUCGCUGUACCAGAUCCUCGGCCUCUCUGUUCUGCUAUCACGACGGCUGGUUCGAGCCCGGAAGCUACGCAAACUAGAUACGUCGCGUGACACGCCCUCACUUGCAACCUACCAGCAUAUCCUCUGGCUCUCUCGUGAGGGACUGUCCAUUCUAGAGCUCUAUGUUCUACCCUAUGCGCAGGACAAUCAGCAAGGCCCAGAAUGCAGGGUCCUCAGCGUCAAGCUGCGGGCUAGCUUCUAUCACAUAUUCUGUCUAUUUCACAAUCAGCCUCCAGUGACGGCGGCGAACAUACCAUCCAACGAUUUAUACGGCCAGCCGAGGGAUCCGUCGCCGUCUUCAAAGCGAGCUGGCAAGCAGCCGAUGCUUCGUGAUCCAAUCGAUUCCAUCACCUCAGAGACGUCGUUCCUCACAAAUCCAUAUGCCAGUGGUGGGCCAGUAGGGACACCUUCGCCAGGCCCGCUCAACCCGCCGCCGGGCCUCAAUCCCAUACCGAUCCCGCAGCCAUCGUCCUUUCUUCUGCCGCCUCUAAACUUUAUUCCCCUUGCCGGAGGCUACUUCAACACAGCCACCGCGUACGCCACCGCGUUCCUGCCCGGAUCGCACCCACUGCGGCUCUCCGUCGCUUUGGAACACAGUGCUUUCCUUUGGGAUUGCGUCCACGACCAUGAAGGAUCUCGUCGCUUAGCCCGCCGCGCCAUCAAGGAUGUCUACCGCGCGCAGGAGGCUAUGGAUGAUAGUGAAUUCGAGGACGCCGCGGAGCUGGUAGGUAUCUUGGGAAGAAUGAUGAAGCGUAAGGACUGGGAGGGCACACCUCGCGUGGGUGCUCCGAGUCCCAACCCUCCUGAAGCAACAAGUAGGGACGAAUCUUGGGGACACGAGGAAAAACGAAAUGGAGGACCUGUGCAACCGGCCCCUACUCAUGGAAGCCCUCAAGCGUCUAGGCGAACGAACGAAGGAGAGUCAACACCUAAGACACCCGCUCAUAAAGCUGGGUCCGGAAAUCGAAGUAGAUCCAACUCGGUCAAGCAGUCCGGGCAGAGGAAGAACAGUGGAGCCGGAAGUAGCGAUCAUACACCCCGGAUAGGCUCACAACGCAGUAGCGGAGGAAGCCAGGAUCGCACACCUCGAGCGGAUCCAGCUCGGCAAUGGGAAGGAAGUCAAGACAAUACGCCUCGUGCAAGACAGGUCAGCAUGGAGAGUGGAGGUAGCACUACGCCCAGGGCUCCCCAGGGUGUAGGCGGCCGCUCACCUGCAACUCCUUCUACAGUGCGGACGAUACAACAGCAGCCUGGUAGCGGCGGGAGUUACAAGGGCAAGUCGCCCAUUAUGCCCAUCAGCCCGGCGGUGGCAGCUGCGUCGGAUUCGGUUCGAGGUUCGCCGACCCUACGACGUUCGCCUCCACUUCGGGUAUCCCCUGUACAGGAGAACAACGAUAUCUACGCAAGACGGCAGAGGUGACUUGUGGACAAGGGUCGAGGCCCGUCACGGAAGAUGGGAGUGCAGUGGACAGUGCCAGACUACGAGGCCGAGAUUGUGCUUCUCCCAUCUACGCGCUCGCCUUCCGCUUCCUCGACCCCGGUUCAUUCGACUCAGUGAUUUCUGCAGUCGCAAUUCUGAUCACCCUGUGGUUCGCAUACAGGAAGCUCGGCCUUAUCAUAGCUACGAAUGGACGAUGACACGACCUCUCUACGAAGACGAGCGACAAGAUGACUUAAGAAGUAUUAGCUGCCAUGACACACCUCCCCAUCUGUACUAUAUGGGCGUUCGAGGCUUCCUUACUGAUUUGGGAUGUACAGACUGCAGCUCAGCGCGGAGUUGGGGGAUUUGCAUGCAUGGCUGAUCUGCAAGAUACCACUGUUCCAGUUGGUAGUUUUUGACUCGGGGAGAUGUGGAGGUAGAUAGAUGAUGGAUAUGAAUUGAAAAG